Alligator sinensis (Chinese alligator) is the source of this 2765-nucleotide messenger RNA. RefSeq names its product solute carrier organic anion transporter family member 1B3. Bases 110 to 2239 code for a protein of 709 amino acids. Gene Ontology annotation, cellular component: membrane. Gene Ontology annotation, molecular function: protein binding. NCBI's taxonomy places the organism in Eukaryota, Metazoa, Chordata, Crocodylia, Alligatoridae. The transcript is spliced from 15 exons. Gene Ontology annotation, biological process: transmembrane transport; sodium-independent organic anion transport. The record is from RefSeq and is a predicted model, not a curated record.
AUAUCCGAACACAGGAGAGAUUGCUCAGUUUUUCAACAGUUUGUGAGAUGGGAUAGCUGCUUUUCUGCUGCAUGCAUAAUCUAGGUAAUCAAGUAUAAAAACAGAAAUCAUGAAAGUGGAAAUUGGAUCAGAUAAUGUUGAUGACUCAAUCCAGGAAGCAGAACCUACCCAACCUCUGGAUGAUGGAGCAAUCAGCCAACCACCAGUCAAAAAGAAAACUUCCUGUUGCACUGGUUUAAAGGUGUUUUUGGCUGCUUUGUCAUUCACCUACUUGAGUAAAACCUUAUCUGGAACCAUUAUGAAAAGUUCAAUCACACAGAUAGAAAGAAGAUUUGACAUUCCCUCCUCUAUAGCUGGCUUAAUUGAUGGAAGUUUUGAGAUGGGUAAUUUGUUGAUGAUUGCAUUUGUAAGUUACUAUGGAGCCAAAAUUCACAGACCAAAAGCAAUUGCUCUUGGAUGUUUCAUUAUGUCUGCUGGAAGUAUUUUAACAGCAAUGCCUCAUUUCUUCAUGGGAUAUUACAAGUAUGAGACAACACUGAAUGCAAUGUCAUCAGUCAAUUCAACUUCAAGCAUCAAUCCCUGCUCAGUGGAUCAGAAAGAUAUUGGAGUCAGUGAAACCUUGAUAGAACCUGAUCCAGGUUGUAAAAAAGAAGCAUCAUCAUACAUGUGGAUUUAUGUCUUACUGGGAAACAUGUUACGUGGAAUUGGGGAAACACCAAUAACACCAUUGGGAAUUUCUUACCUUGACGAUUUUGCUAAAGAAGACGAUGCUCCUUUAUAUAUUGCACUUUUGCACACAAUAGCAAUGAUUGGUCCAAUGCUUGGUUUCCUGUUGGGAUCACUGUGUGCCAGACUGUAUGUGGAUAUUGGAUUUGUGGAUCUAGGCAGCAUCAACAUAACCCCAAGAGAUUCCCGUUGGGUGGGUGCAUGGUGGCUUGGUUUUAUGAUAGCUGGAGUAACUGCCCUCAUAUCUGCCAUACCAUUCUGUUUCCUGCCAAAGAGUCUGAAAAAGCCAGAGGAGGAAAGUAAUGAUAAAAGUUCAUCUGAUCUCUCCAACAUUAAGGAAGACAACAGUGGGAAGCACAGCCCUAUAAAACAAAAGCCAGUGAAGUCCUCAGCAUCUUUGAAAGAUUUCUUUAUUUCUGUGAAAGCAGUAUUGGGUAACCGAAUAUACUUCGUAUUUUUGUGUUCUGUACUGUUACAGUUCAGUAGCUUUGUUGGUUUCUUGACUUACAAACCAAAAUACAUGGAACAGCAGUAUGGUCAGUCAGCAUCAAAGUCUAACUUCAUAACAGGAUUAACGUCCUUACCUGCUGUGGCCAUUGGGAUUUUCUUAGGAGGACUUCUAAUGAAAAAGUACAAAUGGGGUUUGAUUGGAGCUACAAAAUUUGGAUUUGGUGUUUCGUUUUUUGCUUUCCUUAUAAGCCUGCUACAUUUUUUUGUGGGCUGCGAGAACCAUGUAGUGGCUGGACUGACAGUGUCCUAUGAUGGGACACCAGUUGCAUAUGGUGAAAACACUGUAUUUUCUUCCUGCAACUCUGAUUGCAAAUGUGCCUCAAACCAAUGGGAUCCAGUCUGUGGAGACAAUGGAAUCACAUACAUAACAGCUUGUCUUGCUGGCUGCAAGGUUUCAACAGGCCAUGGAAAGAACACAGUGUUUCAUAAUUGUAGCUGCACUGAAGUUGCAGGUUUGCUAUCGGGAAAUACUUCGGUAACUUUGGGACACUGUCCAAAAAGAGAUGAUUGUUCCAGGAAGUUUAUUUAUUAUACAGUCAUACAAGUCAUAAGUGCUUUUUUCUAUGCUUUAGGAGGCACCCCAACAUAUAUGAUUACACUUAGGUGUGUUCAGCCAGAGCUAAAAUCUCUUGCAGUUGGUCUGUAUGUACUCACCAUGAGGGCCCUAGCUGGAAUUCCAGCCCCAGUUUAUUAUGGUGCAUUGAUAGAUAGGACUUGCUUGAAAUGGGGAAGAGGAAGCUGUGGACAACGGGGAGCUUGUAGGAUAUAUGAUUCUAAUGCAUACAGGAAGGCAUACCUGGGCCUAAUAACAGGCCUGAGAGCACCAUCCUACUUGAUAGCUUUAUUGUUUUUUUUGAUGGUGAAGAAACAUUAUCAAGCCAAGGACUCCAAGCCCACUGAAAAUGGAGGAAAAGAAGAUAUUCCUAUGAAUGGAGAAACUAACUCAAAAAGCUGUGAAUAUUCGUCAGGUUCUUCUGAUGCAGAAAAAGAAUCCUAUAUUUAAAAAAAAAUGUUUGAAUCUAUAUGGCAUGAAUCAGGACAGCUUCUUGUAAAAACAGGUUAUAGAAUGUCAUGAACAAAACAAUAAUGAUGUUCAGAAUGUUAAACCAGUAAUUAAGCCAUUACUAAUGACAAGAGAAGCUAGGUACAAAUGUGAUUUAUAUUUAGCUGUGUUUAUGAGCAUUUUGCCUAAUAACAUACACUACAAAUUUUAUGAACAGACUCAAGCUAUUAAUAAAUAAUGAAGGAAACCCCAAUUUGGCAUGAUUAAUUGCAAGAGUUGUUGACAACUCUUUGGGGCAGGGGCAGCAGGAUAAUGCAGUUUUUUGUUUCACAGAAAACUGCCUAAUAAAGACCAUUCAAAUCAUAACCAUUCCCCCACCACACACAUACCUGCCUGCUCUCCCCCACCCAUGUUCUAGAAUCAGUUGGUCUUCUACAAGAAGAAUUGUAACUUUUUUACGAUUCUAUGUUGAGAGAAACCUUAAAAUACAAUAAGAGCUAGGUACAGACAGUCAAAAAGCCCAAAG